This is a messenger RNA of Diprion similis, 1178 nucleotides long. Its product is annotated as cyclin N-terminal domain-containing protein 1-like. Lineage: Eukaryota; Metazoa; Arthropoda; Insecta; Hymenoptera; Diprionidae. The transcript has 5 exons. The record is from RefSeq and is a predicted model, not a curated record. The coding region runs from base 178 to 1095 and encodes 305 amino acids. Gene Ontology annotation, cellular component: site of double-strand break. Gene Ontology annotation, biological process: reciprocal meiotic recombination.
UGCCUUUCUAAUGUCAUUUUACGUAGUUCGUGUCCGAAUAAAUACUACGAAACGGAAGUUGCGAUGAACCGGAAGCGUUAUCGGAACUGAGGUUUUUUUGAAUCGUUUACUUUCUGCUUCGCAGCUCCAGCGGCGUUGAUUGAAAAAAUAUUACAAAUAUUAUAUUGAAAAAUCACGAUGUGCGCCGCGGAAUCACCGAGGAUAAUGGAUUUGGACACGGCGUACAUCGAACCCCUGAUUAAGGAAUGGCUGCAACACGUGCACGAGGACAGUGCAAGACAGGAGCAAAUAUUUGUGGAAGGAAGCGAAUUCUUCAUUCCAUACAUGGCUGUUCCUGUACCGGUGAUGAAAACAAUAUUUGUAAUAACCGAACACCUUGGUCUGGGUCCAAACACCAGAUACUUGACGGUUCAUCUCUUCGAUAGAUUCAUGUGUAACCAAUUUUGCGAGUUGUACGUUGCCGAAAUGGUAUCAACUACAAGCGAGGUUGCCUGGCCAAAGAUAUGCAAAACUAUUUCCAGCGAAGCCAAAUUGAGGCUUAUGUCCUGCAUGCAAUUGGCAAGCAAGAUGGACUCGAAUUCCAAAAGUCUAAACAUUUCACAGGUAUUGCGUGUGCUGCAAUGGCUAGACGACAAAUCUGAAUACACUACAAAUAGUAUAUAUUGUUCAGAAUUCAGUGUAUACAAAGCUGUAGAUUUUAAAAUACCAUUAUUCACUCCGCUACAUUGUGUUGAAAUACUUCUUGCUGCGACGAAGCUCGGACAGACACCUGAAAUAUAUGAUGUAUGUGUUAAUUUGCUGGAUUUAGCAUAUUUGGAGCACGACAGGAUAUAUUCAUGUCUUGAAUUUGUAAUAAGGAAAAGAUUCGCAGAGUCGCAAAUUGACCCAGGGUACAUCAUGGCCCUUGAAAGCAAUGUGCUGUAUUUAGGAGCUGCAGUGGUUCUUUGUGCCACAUUUAUUCUCUCUGUAGAAAACUCUGAGACUGAACGUUUGGUUCAGAUGCUCUCCAAUCAAGUUGGAAUUACAGUCACUAAUAUUUGGGAAAUGGCUAAUUUACUCUUCACCAUGUCAGUGCAGGAGGAUAUCCCAGAAUAAUAAGUAAUGUAUAAUUCCAAUCAGCUGUUAUCACAUAAUGACUAAUUAUCUGUAGCCAAGAAGACUAACAUUUUUUUUUAUGC